AUGGCUCCUGCGACUCAGUACGAACUUUCACCGCCCCCAACCGACGCGAUCUCGGCGAUCGCGUUUGCGCCGUCCUCUGGAACCAAGCUCCUUGUCUCAUCAUGGGAUAAGAAGGUGUAUUGCUACGACAUCGCAGGUGGAGCUGGUGAGGCGACUCUCGUCAACACAUACGAGCACCGGGCGCCAGUCUUGGAUGUCUGCUUCGGCGCCAAUGAUAAUGAAGCGUUUACUGCUGGCGUGGAUUGGUGUGUUAACAGAAUCGACUUGGAGACUGGUGAAAAGACCUUGCUGAGCAAGCAUGCUGCGCCAGUGCGAUCUAUAGCCUACAGCCCAAAGUUUUCGAUCUUGGUCUCCGCGUCUUGGGAUUGCAGCUUGAACCUCCAUAACCUCAGCGAUCCUUCAAGCACCCCCAUAAGGGUCUCUCUCCCUGGCAAGCCUCAUGCGCUGGCUGCUAGUCCUACGAAGAUCGUGGUUGCCAUGGCCGGCCGUGUUAUUAACAUCUACGACCUGAAGACCAUUGUCGACCUAUUCGCAACUGGCUCAUCUGACUUGCAGCCAUGGCAACAACGUGAAUCAUCUCUACGAUAUUUGACCCGCGCUGUGUCCUGCAUGCCCAACGACGCCGGCUACGCCACAAGCAGCAUCGAAGGCCGUGUUGCAGUUGAGUGGUUUGAGGACACGGCCGAGUCCCAAGCUCGAAAGUACGCCUUCAAGUGCCAUCGGCAGGCAGCACCAGAUGGUGACGGUGAUAUUGUUUAUCCGGUAAAUGCUCUCGCCUUCCACCCUGUUCAUGGGACAUUUGCUUCAGGGGGUGGCGAUGGCACUGCUGCUUUGUGGGAUGCUGAAGCAAAGCGACGACUCAAACAGUACCAGAAAUUCCCCAACAGCGUUGCUGCGCUUGCUUUCUCAAGCGACGGGAGAUAUCUUGCUGUGGGUGUUUGCCCUGGGUUUGAGACUGGCCAAGAGGACUACAGCGGUGCCGGACAGACAUCGGUAUUGAUCCGUGAGCUUGGUGAGAACGAAGCGAAGGGCAAGGGAGCCAAAUAG
Molecule: messenger RNA, 1047 nt
Organism: Fusarium musae
Lineage: Eukaryota; Fungi; Ascomycota; Sordariomycetes; Hypocreales; Nectriaceae
Exons: 4
Coding region: 1-1047 (348 amino acids)
Biological process (GO): mitotic spindle assembly checkpoint signaling
Cellular component (GO): kinetochore; bub1-bub3 complex; mitotic checkpoint complex
Molecular function (GO): ubiquitin binding
Source: RefSeq, a predicted model, not a curated record